Heterobilharzia americana is the source of this 2049-nucleotide messenger RNA. NCBI's taxonomy places the organism in Eukaryota, Metazoa, Platyhelminthes, Trematoda, Strigeidida, Schistosomatidae. The record is from the annotation of a GenBank genome assembly.
AUGGAUAUUGAAGACUUAUCCGCUGAACAUGAGAGACCAGAAACAGAGUCCGCUGUAUUAGUCAAGGCAAGAUUUAAAAAUAAACAACAGAACUUACUUGAAGAUGUGAGUUUGAGUAGUAAUUUACCCGAAAGAUUUCGAGUUUUCGUACAAACAUGGGGAUGUGCACACAAUACAAGUGACAGUGAAUAUAUGACUGGAUUACUUGCCAAGUAUGGAUAUCAAGUGACACUUGAUGAUUCUAUUGACUUUAACAACUCCAUUGCUACCUCUGGUUCAACGUGUAAUGAAUGUCAAAACACGAAUGAUCAAUGCUGUUCACAACAAAAUAGUAUUGAUAAACCCAAAACUAUCAAUUCAGAUUUUGAGGCUAAAAAGAAAGCACAUGUUUGGGUGUUAAACAGUUGUACAGUUAAAGGUCCAGCUGAAGAUCACUUUCGAAAUGCUGUACUAGAAGGAAUUAAACUAGGUAAACGUGUAGUUGCUGCUGGUUGUGUACCACAAAGUCGACCUGGUGCAGACUAUCUCAAGGGUGUCAGUGUGAUUGGUGUGCAUCAGAUUGAUCGGAUUGUUGAAGUUGUCGAAGAAGCUUUACAAGGUAAUGUUGUACGCUUUUUAGAUAAGAAAUGGAUAUCAUCAUCAUCAUCUCAAUUGAUUAAUUCAACAAAAGAUGAUAUUGUAAUUAGUGCUGGUGCUGCUUUAGAUCUACCAAAGAUACGACGUAAUCCACUAAUUGAAAUUCUUGCCAUUAGUACUGGUUGCUUGAAUGCAUGCACUUAUUGUAAAACAAAACAAGCUCGUGGUGUAUUAGCCAGUUAUCCUAUUGAACAAUUAUUAGAUCGUGCUAAACAAGCAUUUAAAGAAGGUGUCAAGGAAUUGUGGCUUACAUCAGAAGAUCUUGGCGCUUAUGGACGUGAUUUAGAUAGAAUUAAUUCAUCACUAGUGUGUCCAACACUUUCUAAAAAAUGGCCUCAUUUUAUUACACUUGCUGAUUUACUAGCUGGUCUAGUUCCACUUAUACCGUCUGGAUGUAUGCUACGCUUAGGAAUGACAAAUCCACCGUAUAUACUUGAUCAGUUAGUUGAAAUCGCUGAAGUCUUAUCUCAUCCGAGAGUAUAUUCGUUUAUUCAUAUUCCUGUACAGUCUGGUUCAGACGCUGUAUUAGAUGCAAUGAAAAGGGAAUAUACAGUUGAAGAAUUUUCAUAUGUUGUUGAUUAUCUUAAAGAAAAUGUAAAACCGCCAAGUUUACCGCCUAGUGUAUCCAAUAAUGAUAUGCCAAAUGGUUGUGGAAGGAUAACAAUCGCUACAGAUAUUAUCUGUGGUUUUCCGAAUGAAACUGAUGAUGAUUUCAAUCAGACUGUAGAAUUAAUUGAAAAAUACCAAUUUCCUGUACUUCAUAUUAAUCAAUUCUUUGCACGUCCUGGUACACCUGCUGCUAAUAUGCCUAGAAAAGCGAAUACAGCUGAGGUGAAACGUCGUACUCGUAGACUGCAUGAUUUAUUUCGCAGUUAUCAAACAUAUAAUGGUCGUGUUGGCUGUGAAGUUCAUGCUCUUAUCACUGAGCCUAGUUUUGAUGGUAAAUUUUGGGUUGGUCAUACAAAAGCUUAUGAACAAAUUUUAUUACCAAAAGAUCCAAAUGUAUACGGUCGCAUAGUGCUGGUUCGUAUAGAGGAAUGCGAUAAAUUCUUCAUGCGUGGUAUAAUUAUCAAUCCUGGACCAUUUGAUUCUAUCGUCUUUCCAAGUUAUUCUUCUUCUGAUGAAGCAUAUUCAACAAAAAAAGAUAUAUUGAAAGAGAAGGAAGAAAAGGAGUUGAAUUUCACAUCUUUACCUCAGUUAAUACGCAAUACACAUGAUAUACUGAAUGAAAAAACAAAUAACUUUUUGUCGAAAGAUAAUGAAUGGAGUGGGUUAACACUGAAGAGUUCCUUGAGAAAUAAUGGCAAAUUGGCAAUUUAUACAAGUUAUAUGGCUUUGUUAAUUCUUGGCUUAUGUGUUGCUAUGAAAUUGACAGAUUCAAGUAGAUAUGAAUUUUUUUCUUUAUUCAAAUGA